AUGCAUCAUUAUAAAGAUAUCCAAACUCUUUUAGAAGAUUUAAGUAUCGAUAAUUUCUCAUAUACAAUUAAUAACCUACUAGAUCCUAAAAACAAUCUAUCAAGGGCGCAUUUAUUGUUUAUAGCUAGAGAUAUUUUAAUUCUUAUCAAAAAACGAGACAAAAUAAUACAUCUUUAUGCACAAAUUAUAAAAUAUAUUGAUGAAUCGAUAAAAGAUACAAGUGGUUUAUUAAAAACUGCUAUUUUUGAAGGAAUUCAAAUUGAAUCUCAAGAAGAAAAACCUCAUGCUGCAGCAUUUAAACUUCCAUGUGUGUUAUAUGGUCUUAAUAUGUAUGAUUACAAUAAGAUAAUAUCUUUACUCAAAUUCCCAAAGAUUUCAAAAGUCAAUUACUUAAUUUUAUUCUCCUUUUUUGCUUCACACAUCAAAAGAUACCAUUACUUUGAAUUUUUAUACAAAAUUGAUCCUCAAUAUCAAAAAGAUCAAAUUUUUAAUCAUCUUUUGAACAAAGAAUUUGAAAUUGUUAACAAUUACACUUCGUAUGGAUGCAUGCCAGACACUUUACAGUAUAUUUUAAAGUAUGAUAUCGUCGAAAAAUUACAAAUGCAAAAUAAUUUUGAUUUAAACAAAGAUUUAGAAAUUUCUUACUUUGAAACAUCUGACAUUCAAGAAUCUUCUCUUGAUUCUUUGAAAUAUGCUGCUUUCUUUGGUUCUGUGAAUUGUUAUAAUUAUUUAUCAAAAAUUUUACCUAAAAAACAAUCAUCAGAAACCAACAAUUGGAUAGAAUCACAUAACAUUGAUUAUUAUGCGAUUGGAGGAGGAAAUUAUGAAAUUAUCAAAUCAAUUCCUUCAGAAACGUUAAACAUCAUUGAUAUUCUUCCAAUUGCUGCUUCUUCUAGAAGAUUCAGUAUAUUUGAAUGGUUAUUUCAAAACAAUUUUGAACCUUCGCAAUUAUUCAAAACAUUAUGUGCAGCAACAGAGGCAAACAACAUCAAAGUUGUUGAAAUGAUUAUAAAUAAGUAUGAUAUGCCUUCUUUUGGCGAAAAUUCGGAAAAUCCGAUUGAAAUUGGAAUUAAAUCUGAAAGUGUUGAAUGUGUAAAGCUUCUUUUAGAGAAAGGAAUUAAAUAUGAUCCUUACUGUCUUCACAUGGCUAUUUCAAAAGGUUUAGAUGAUAUUUCCUUAUUUAUUCUCAAUUCAGGAAAUUCAAAUCCUUCAUUAAAAGAUAAAAGCGGAAGAAACGCUACUGAAAUUGCUGCUGAAUCAUGUUCAUAUCAAUUAGCUGCUGCUCUUGUUCCUUAUGGAAAUAUUACGACAAAAGUAUUGGAUAUAGCUGCAGAACAUAAUAAUUAUGAUUUUCUUUCUGUGUUUAUGAAUAAUGCAGAUAGUGAAAUUCCGAAUUAUCUUAAAUCUCAUGAGAAAAAACCAAAAUUUACAGGAUUAUUUAUAUUUGUUAUUUGUUCUAUUAUAUUCAUUGUCAUAUGGGUAUAUUUGUUUAAUAGAUUUGCCUAG
Messenger RNA from Trichomonas vaginalis G3, 1506 nucleotides. RefSeq names its product Ankyrin repeat family. The transcript has a single exon. The coding region runs from base 1 to 1506 and encodes 501 amino acids. The record is from RefSeq and is a predicted model, not a curated record. NCBI's taxonomy places the organism in Eukaryota, Parabasalia, Trichomonadida, Trichomonadidae.